Messenger RNA from Cydia amplana, 1936 nucleotides. Its product is annotated as sodium-dependent nutrient amino acid transporter 1-like. Gene Ontology annotation, biological process: sodium ion transmembrane transport. Gene Ontology annotation, molecular function: L-amino acid transmembrane transporter activity. The coding region runs from base 140 to 1843 and encodes 567 amino acids. The record is from RefSeq and is a predicted model, not a curated record. Gene Ontology annotation, cellular component: plasma membrane. The transcript is spliced from 13 exons. NCBI's taxonomy places the organism in Eukaryota, Metazoa, Arthropoda, Insecta, Lepidoptera, Tortricidae.
UCUUCCGCCGGGGGGCCCUCCUCGCCCUCCACCGGGAUUCAAACCACCGCCACCUCUAGAAGUUAACGAUGAAAAGAAAGAGGACCCAGAAGCAGAUGUGCCCCAGCGAGCAACAUGGGGAAACCAGAUCGAAUUCCUCAUGUCCUGUAUAGCCACAUCUGUGGGCCUCGGCAACGUGUGGCGGUUCCCCUUCGUGGCGUACAAUAACGGCGGUGGCGCCUUCCUCAUACCUUACAUUAUAGUACUUUUCAUCAUUGGUAAACCCAUGUACUACCUUGAAUGUGCAAUGGGCCAGUUCAGUACAAGAAAUUCUGUGAAGAUUUGGGCACUGUCGCCUGCAAUGAAAGGAACGGGCUACGCACAGGCCAUGGGCACGAGCCUCAUCUUAUCUUACUACGUGUCGAUCAUCGCACUGUGCCUGUACUACCUGGUGUUCAGCUUCCAAGGGACGCUGCCGUGGGCGGUGUGCGACGAGGCCUGGACCGACGUGCUGUGCGUGCCGUCCGGCCACGACGGCGUCGGGUUCCAUGUUGAGAACGGCACGAGCAGUGCCGAGCUAUUCUUUUUGAGGACAGUGAUUCAACAGAAGGACACCCUUGCUGGUGGUCUUGGGCUCCCGAUCUGGUACCUGGUGCUGUUCCUGCUGUUAUCCUGGGUGAUCAUCUUCUUGAUCGUCGCACGAGGAGUCAAGAGCUCCGGAAAGGCCGCAUACUUCCUCGCCAUCUUCCCCUACAUCGUCAUGAUUAUUCUGUUGAUCAGUACCAGUUUGUUGGAUGGAGCCGGGACGGGAAUUUUGUUCUUCUUGACUCCCCAGUGGGAUAAACUCAUCGAACUUGAUGUGUGGUACGCAGCCGUAACGCAGGUAUUCUUCUCUCUUUCCGUGUGCACGGGAUGUAUGAUUAUGUUCUCUUCAUACAACGGCUUCAGACAAAAUGUUUACAGAGACGCCAUGAUCGUUACAACCCUGGACACCUUCACGAGUCUGCUGUCCGGUAUCACCAUCUUCGGCAUCCUGGGGAACCUGGCGCACGUGCUGGGCCGCGAGGUGAACGACGUGGUUGGUGAUGGCGGCACGGGCCUGGCGUUCAUAUCUUACCCUGACGCUAUCGCGAAAACACCCCUGCCUCAGUUGUUCUCCGUACUGUUCUUCCUGAUGAUGGCGGUGCUGGGCGUGGGCUCGGCCGUGGCCAUGCUGUCGGCCGUCAACACGGUGCUGCUGGACACCUUCCCGCGCGUGCCCACCAUCAUCAUAUCGGCAUGCUGCUGCACGGCCGGCUUCGCCUUCGGCCUCAUUUACGUAACACCUGGCGGUCAAUGGGUGUUGGAGCUUAUAGAUCACUUUGGUGGAACGUUCUUGAUACUAUUCACUGGUAUUGCUGAAGUCGGCGGAAUUAUCUGGCUGUACGGUCUAGAGAACGUGUGCCUGGACAUCGAGUUCAUGCUGGGCCUCAAGACCGGCAUCUACUGGCGGUGGUGUUGGGGCGUCCUUACUCCUGCCAUGAUGAUCGUGGUCUUCAUAUACGCCUUAGUCAAUAAUACUUUCGGUGGUGAUGCCUUCCCGCAUGUUGCGAUCUCAAUUGGAUAUGUCAUUCUAUUCAUCGGCAUUGCACUGGUUCCCCUCUUCAUCGGCCUAACAAUGCACAAGUACAGAACUGGAAACUUUAUCAAGACAAUCAAAGUAGCCUUUACCAAAAAGCGAUCAUGGGGCCCCAGCGACAAGGCCACGAGGCAGGAGUGGGCCCUCUUCAAGGAAGAAGCGAAGGAGGCGAGGAAGAAACGCACCACGAGCAAGCUCAAACACAUAGGCCUCAGUUUAAUAGGCGCAUACAGAAGAGGAGUUUAACUUACAAUAAAAUUAAUGUACUUAGUUCAUAAUUUAUUUAUUGUACAUAUUUUCAAAGACAAUGACAAAUUAAAUAUACGAGUUUUGAUAUUA